AUGACAUUGAAGACAAAUGUUUCACAGUCAUAUAAUCAAUCAGUGCAUGUUGAUAUUGAAUUAGAUGCAGCUGAUCUGAAAACUUCAGGUCCUCGGCUUGCUUGUUUGGUUAAAAGCGACUGGAUCAAUAAGAAACUAAGUUUCAAAGAACUAACAGAUGGUCUUUCUAAUCAAAUGCUCGCAAUGUUUCCUCCAUCGUAUGAUGAACAAGCUCUCAUCAUUCGAACUUACGGGAAAAAUUCGGAUUUAAUCGUCGAUCGACAAGCCGAAAUUCGGAAUAUGGUGAAACUUUCUCAAUACGAUAUGGCCAACGAAGUUCUGGCAACUUUUAACAAUGGAUUCUUAUACGCACUGGUGCCAGGUGAUCAAAUUGAUGUCGAUGAUGGGAAAAUUGAUUCACCGUUGGCAGCUAAACUGGCUGCAUUCCAUUCGGUUCCAUCUGAUGACGGCAAUAAUGAAAAAAAAUCUCGAUUGACAGAGAAACUCGAUCAUUAUGUUCAUUUACUGAAUGGUACAAAUUCUCAAUUACGACACCGAUUGGAAGCAAUGGAACCGUCAGCGACUGGAAUGCUUGACGCAAUUAAGACAACUGUCGGUCUUCAAUCUAGUCCACCGUCACUGGAUUCUCUCGAAUCAUUUUUCGAAUAUUCCUUUGCUCAAUUGGAUGAUGAUCUCCAUCAAAUCAAAUCAACGUUGAAACAAAAAUGGUCCGAUAUUCCUGUUGUUCUGUGCCAUAAUGAUACCCUGAGUCGUAACUUUCUCUUCGACAAACAAACAAAUACUAUGCAUAUGAUAGAUUUUGAACAUAGUUUUGACAAUCUUUACUUAUAUGACAUUGAGAAUUAUUUUGUGGAGUUCGCUGGUCUUAGCUCAUCGCCUGACUGGUCAAAGAAAUAUCCAAGUCGAGAACGACGAUUGAACUUCAUCAGUGAAUAUGUUAAACAUGCUGAUUUCUUACAUAAAAAACCUGGUGCAGAUGAAUUGGAAAAACUUUGUGAUCGUUGCCAUUGCCUUCUGCCACUUACGCAUCUUUAUUGGGCUUUGUGGGCUGUACUCGAAGCUAUGCUGAAUCCUGAAGCAUUGAGUGAAUUUGACUACGUGAAUUAUGCAAAGAAUCGGUUCACUCAGUACAAAUUACACAAGAACGAGUUUUUUGCUUCGUAA
Adineta ricciae is the source of this 1164-nucleotide messenger RNA. Lineage: Eukaryota; Metazoa; Rotifera; Eurotatoria; Adinetida; Adinetidae. The record is from the annotation of a GenBank genome assembly.